Molecule: messenger RNA, 1831 nt
Organism: Aethina tumida (small hive beetle)
Lineage: Eukaryota; Metazoa; Arthropoda; Insecta; Coleoptera; Nitidulidae
Product: heterogeneous nuclear ribonucleoprotein H-like
Exons: 6
Coding region: 190-1368 (392 amino acids)
Biological process (GO): regulation of RNA splicing
Cellular component (GO): nucleoplasm; ribonucleoprotein complex
Molecular function (GO): RNA binding
Source: RefSeq, a predicted model, not a curated record
CCUGUUUUUCAGCCAUUGUGUUCCUCAUAACGCAAAGUCGUUUGCUUGGUCGCUUGUGCGGUUUUCAGAUUUUGCUGUAUCCCACAAUUGUGCUCUUUCCCCCUCGAAUACUCUAUAGGUUUGUGCGUACCUAUUGGUAAGAUCCUAGUUUAGUGACGUUAAACAUUGACGUUUGUUCGCGGUGUAAGAAUGUCGGUCGACCAAGAUGAGGGAUACAUCGCAAAAUUGCGCGGCCUUCCCUGGUCCGCCACACAAGACGACAUCGUCAAGUUCUUCAAAUCAUCGAGGAUCGUCAACGGACGCGACGGCGUUCACAUGACUUCCUCCAGGGAGGGACGUCCAAGUGGCGAAGCCUUCGUUGAGUUCGAGGGACAGCUGGACUUGGACGUCGCCCUGGAAAAAGAUAGGGAGCACAUCGGUAACAGAUACAUAGAAGUAUUUAAGGUUAACAAAGCAGAGAUGGAUUGGGUCAUCAAACGAUCAGGUCCUACUUAUGGAGCUAAUGAAGAUGGUUGUGUUAGGUUGAGAGGUUUACCUUUUGGCUGUUCCAAAGAAGAAAUUGCACAAUUCUUCACUGGGUUGGAGAUAGUACCCAACGGCAUAACUCUUCUGACUGACUACUCGGGGCGGAGUUCUGGGGAGGCUUACGUUCAGUUUGUAAACAGAGAAGUGGCAGAGAAAGCUCUGCAGAAACACCGGGAAAAGAUCGGACACAGAUACAUAGAGAUAUUCCGCAGCAGUCUGAGCGAAGUGAACAGUGUGGUGGGUUUCGGAGGCGGCGGCGGUAAUAGGAGGAUGGGCGGUGGUCCCGGUGGCGGCAUGUUCAACCCUCGGCCCAGUCCGUAUGACCGUGGUGAUCGGUACGGUGGCGGCGGCGGCGGCCGUUUCCAGUCUCGGGGUUCGCGUAACUUCAAAGGAUCAAAUUUCUCACACAUGUCUGAUUACAACAAUUAUGAUAGAUCUGGGCAAUGGGUUACCUCCAACGGCAACGAUAUGAGAGGAGGAGGUAGGAGCCCCUAUGAGGGCGAUAAUUGGAAUGACAGGAAUAAUCAUGGAAUGCAUUGCGUUCACAUGAGGGGGCUGCCAUUCAAAGCCACACAAGCAGACAUUGCAGAUUUCUUUAGACCAAUAAUUCCGGUCUCCAUCCGCCUCUUACAGGACAAUACGGGCAGGGCAUCAGGAGAGGCGGAUGUAGAAUUUGCCUCGCAUGAUGAUGCGUUGCGAGCAAUGAGCAAAGACAAGAGCAACAUGCAACACCGUUACAUCGAACUGUUUCUGAACUCAUCGGGAAUGGUAAAUGGCGGCGGUAACGGCGGCGGCGGCGGCGGGGGUCCACAAUUUGGUGGACCAGGUAGGAGACGCAUGUAGAGUCUCCCUCUCAUCAUUUACAAUUUCCAUCCGUCUUUAGACAGUCUGUUGUCGCAAUGCCAUUUGAUUAGAUACUGACAAAUUUAUAUUAUAUUUAUUAUGUGUGUAUGAAGAGAUUUGUAGUGUUUAGAUAGGCGAGGAUUCAGGUGAUCUAAAGUAGCAUGUCUAUUUUUGCAAAUGAAUUUUAUUGAAGCAGACUGUUUCCAAUUAUUUAAUUGUUUAUUGUAAUUACUGUAACAGGACUUACUGUAUUUUACUUAAAAAUAAUUUUAAAUGUGUAUAGGAUUGUAUUAAAUGCAGUUAGGGUAGUAGUAUACAAUUACCUCCUAUGUAUAUUGUUUCGUUUUCAUAGAAUUAAGAAGAUGGCCAAGACGAAGCGUACAUGUAUUGAUGUAUGGUUAGCAUUCAGUUGGUUUCUUUAUUUUUGUAUCUUUUUUUUCAAUAAAAGACCUCAUUGACUUGA